AUGUCGAAAAAGAAGGGAAAUAAGAAAAAUCAAGAUUUUGAUGAGGAUUUCGAAGAGAAAAAGACUAUUACAAGUGAUUCUCACGAGGUAACCUCUAAAAGCAAAGGAAAAGGGAAAAAGAAGGGUAAAAGCAGUGCAGGAGACUGGAGUGAUAGUGAUGAAGAUGUUUCGAAGAAGGUGGUAGCAUCUGAUGACGAGGAUGUUCCGAAACCAGCGGCUAAAAAAUCACAAAAGAAAGCCAAGAACAAGAAGAAGGGUCAUGACUCUGAUGAUGAGCAGGAUGAUACUAAAUCUACUACCAGUAGUGCCACUAAUGCUGCUUCUAAACCAGCAGCUAAAGGCAGUAAAAAGAAGAAAGGCAAAGGUAAGAAAGACGAUGAUUGGUCUUCUGAAGGUAGCGAUGUGGAGCUCAAAGAAGUAUCAGAAGAAGAAAUUGUAAAGCCUGUUAGUAAAAAGAAAACUAAAAAUAAAAAGAAAAAUAUAGAGGCGGAAUCUUCUGAUGAAGAGGAUCAUGAUGAUUCUAAAUCAGUAGUUAGCAAUGUCUCUAGUAAUCCAGCUAAACCAGCGUCUAAGUCAAAGAGCAAAAAAGGUAAAGGUAAGAAAGAAGACUGGCCAGACGAAGAGAGUGAUAAGGAAUUAAAAAUGGAACCUUCAGAGGAUGAAGAAGAAAUUGUUAUCCCUGUAGCUAAGAGUAAAGGGAAAAAUAAAAAGAAAAACAAUAUUGAUGACAUAGAGGCUGAGUUGAAGAAGUUUGAAAUGAAAGACCCCGAGCCUGAACCAGAGGUGCCUGUUAAAACAAAGGAUAAAACAAAGAAAUCUAGUAAAAAAGAAGAAAUAGUUGAACCAGAAGCCUCCCCUGAUGAAGCUUCAAUGGAGACUGAAGAUAAAGUACCAGAGUUACCAGAGAAGGAGAAGGAGGAGCCGGCUGAGAAGAAAAUGAGUCAUAAAGAGAAGAAGAAGUUGAAGAAACAACAAGAGUAUGAGAAGCAGAUGGAGUUGUUGACUAAGAAGGGAGGGCAGGGACACAGUGAUCUAGAUGCUAAUUUCACUGUUAGUCAGGCACAGAAAACUGCUGGUCAAAUGGCAGCAUUAGAAAACGCUGUGGACAUAAAAGUCGAAAACUUUUCAAUUAGUGCUAAGGGCAAAGAUUUGUUCGUGAACGCUAACCUGUUGAUCGCUAACGGUCGAAGGUACGGUCUAGUGGGCCCUAAUGGUCAUGGAAAGACAACGUUGUUGAGGCAUCUGGCCCAACGUGCCUUCCCUCUCCCUCCUCAUAUAGAUAUACUGCUGUGUGAGCAAGAGGUCACUGCGAGUGAUAUGAGUGCUGUUGAUACUCUCCUCGAGGCUGACGUUAAGAGGACUGAAUUGCUCAAGGAGUGUAAAGAAUUGGAAGCUAUCAUAGAAAAGGGAGAUCUUAGCAAACAAGAUAGGUUAAAUGAGGUAUAUGCAGAACUGAAGGCUAUCGGCGCUGACUCAGCAGAGCCACGCGCGCGCCGUAUCCUGGCCGGUCUCGGGUUCAGUCGGGAGAUGCAGGACCGUGCCACUAAGAACUUUUCCGGAGGUUGGCGUAUGAGAGUCUCACUUGCAAGAGCGCUGUAUAUAGAACCAACGUUACUGAUGCUUGACGAACCUACAAACCAUUUAGAUCUGAACGCCGUCAUCUGGUUGGAUAACUACCUCCAAGGUUGGAAGAAGACACUCCUAGUGGUGUCCCACGACCAGUCUUUCUUAGACAAUGUAUGUAACGAGAUCAUCCACUUAGAUACACAGAAGUUGUACUAUUACAAGGGCAAUUACUCCAUGUUCAAGAAAAUGUACGCACAGAAGAGAAAGGAAAUGAUCAAGGAAUACGAGAAGCAGGAGAAGAGAUUGAAAGACUUGAAGGCUCAUGGACAGUCGAAGAAACAGGCUGAGAAGAAACAGAAGGACGCGUUGACUCGUAAACAAGAGAAGAACCGAAGUAAGGCGCAGCGCGAGGACGAGGAUAGCGCCGCGCCCACAGCACUAUUACAGCGGCCCAAGGAGUACAUCGUCAAGUUCUCCUUCCCCGACCCACCGCCGCUACAGCCCCCUAUACUUGGGUUACACAAUGUGUUCUUCAACUUCCCUGGUCAGAAGCCUUUGUUCAAAGAUGUGGACUUUGGUAUUGAUUUGAAUUCGCGUAUCGCCAUCGUCGGCCCCAACGGAGUGGGCAAGUCCACUUUCCUCAAACUGCUAGUGGGUGAACUGAACCCCAUUCAAGGAGAACUUAUUAGGAAUCAUAGACUGAGGAUAGGUCGCUUCGACCAGCACUCUGGCGAACAUCUAACGGCCGAGGAGACUCCAGCCGAAUAUCUACAGAGACUGUUCGGCCUUCAAUACGAGAAAGCUCGCAAGGCGCUCGGUACAUUCGGCCUGGCUAGUCACGCGCAUACUAUCAAGAUGAUGGAUCUCAGUGGAGGACAGAAAGCCAGGGUUGCAUUGGCUGAAUUAACCCUAAUGGCACCCGAUGUUGUUAUUUUGGACGAGCCUACAAAUAACUUGGACAUCGAGAGUAUAGACGCGUUGGCGGACGCUAUCAACGACUACAAGGGCGGCGUGGUCAUAGUGUCCCACGACGAGCGACUCAUCAGGGAGACUGACUGCGCACUCUACGUCAUUGAGGACCAGACUAUCAAUGAGGUGGACGGUGACUUCGACGACUACCGUAAGGAGUUGCUGGAGAGUCUCGGCGAGACCAUCAACUCACCUUCUAUUAUCGCGAACGCAGCGGUCCAACAGUAA
This is a messenger RNA of Spodoptera littoralis (African cotton leafworm), 2763 nucleotides long. The record is from the annotation of a GenBank genome assembly. NCBI's taxonomy places the organism in Eukaryota, Metazoa, Arthropoda, Insecta, Lepidoptera, Noctuidae.